Urocitellus parryii (Arctic ground squirrel) is the source of this 3424-nucleotide messenger RNA. It is a transcript of the gene Clpb, whose product is annotated as ClpB family mitochondrial disaggregase. Gene Ontology annotation, cellular component: mitochondrion; cytoplasm. Gene Ontology annotation, molecular function: ATP hydrolysis activity; protein binding; ATP binding. NCBI's taxonomy places the organism in Eukaryota, Metazoa, Chordata, Mammalia, Rodentia, Sciuridae. Gene Ontology annotation, biological process: cellular response to heat. The record is from RefSeq and is a predicted model, not a curated record.
GCCAUGUUGGUCGUGGCCAGCACAGGGGCCGGCACCAGGGGGUUAUUGAAGCAGCUGUCAUGAUGCUGGGGUUCCUGGUGUUGAGGAGAACGGCGCCGGCGCCGCAGCUCCUCCUCCGGCUGCUCAGGUCCGCAACGCUUCAGAGCCACGGAGGUGUCUCCGGCCAGAGCGUAACCACCAGGGGACGCGGGGAGCCGCAGUGGCUGAGAGCGGCCGCCGGGGGGCSCCCCGGAACAUCUUCGGCAUUACCACUUGGUCGAGGGGCAGCCACCUGGGGGCGCCGGGGAGGAUGCACCGAGAACCAGCUCCUGUCUGCUGCCCCCUGUGGACGCCUACCUAUCCCCGAAGAAACCCUCCCGGGACAGGACAGCUGGAAGGGUGUCUCUAACAGGACCGGGCUGGGCAUGUGGGCCCUCGCCACAGCACUGGUGGUUCACUGCUACAGCAAGAGUUCGUCCAACAAAGAUGCAGCCCUGAUGGAAGCUGCCCGUGCCAACAAUGUUCAGGAGGUCAGCAGRUUAUUAUCAGAAGGUGCAGAUGUCAACACGAGGCACAAACUUGGCUGGACAGCACUCAUGGUGGCAGCCAUCAACCGAAAUGACAGUGUGGUGCAGGUCCUGCUUGCUGCUGGAGCUGACCCAAAUCUUGGAGAUGAUUUCAGCAGUGUUUACAAGACUGCCAAGGACCAAGGAAUCCAUUCUUUGGAAGUUCUGGUCACACGAGAAGAUGACUUCAACAACCGGCUGAACAACCGUGCCAGCUUCAAGGGCUGCACAGCCCUGCACUAYGCUGUCCUUGCUGAUGACUACCGCACCGUCAAGGAACUGCUUGAUGGAGGAGCCAACCCCCUGCAGAGGAAUGAAAUGGGACACACACCCUUGGAUUAUGCUCGAGAAGGGGAGGUGAUGAAACUUCUGAGGACUUCUGAAACCAAGUACCAGGAAAAGCAGCGGAAGCGUGAAGCUGAGGAGCGGCGCCGCUUCCCCUUGGAACAGCGUCUGAAGGAGCACAUCAUUGGCCAGGAGAGUGCCAUUGCCACUGUGGGUGCUGCGAUCCGGAGGAAGGAGAAUGGCUGGUACGACGAAGAACACCCUCUGGUCUUCCUCUUCUUGGGAUCAUCUGGAAUAGGAAAAACAGAGCUAGCCAAGCAGACAGCCAAAUAUAUGCACAAAGAUGCCAAAAAGGGCUUCAUCAGGUUGGACAUGUCUGAGUUCCAGGAGCGACAUGAGGUGGCCAAGUUUAUUGGGUCCCCACCAGGCUAUAUUGGCCAUGAGGAGGGCGGCCAGUUGACCAAGAAGUUAAAGCAGUGCCCCAAUGCUGUGGUGCUCUUUGAUGAGGUGGACAAGGCCCAUCCAGAUGUGCUCACCAUCAUGCUGCAGCUGUUUGAUGAGGGCCGACUGACAGAUGGGAAGGGGAAAACUAUUGACUGCAAGGAUGCCAUCUUCAUCAUGACCUCCAAUGUGGCCAGUGACGAGAUCGCACAGCACGCAUUGCAGCUGAGGCAGGAAGCUUUGGAGAUGAGCCGGAACCGCAUCGCUGAAAACCUUGGAGACGUCCAGAUGAGUGACAAGAUCACCAUCUCAAAGAACUUUAAGGAGAAUGUGAUUCGCCCCAUCCUGAAAGCUCACUUCCGGAGAGAUGAGUUUCUUGGACGGAUCAAUGAGAUCGUGUACUUCCUUCCCUUCUGCCACUCAGAGCUUAUCCAGCUAGUCAACAAGGAACUGAACUUCUGGGCCAAGAGAGCCAAACAAAGGCACAACAUCACACUGCUGUGGGACCGUGAGGUGGCAGACGUGUUGGUUGAUGGCUACAACGUGCAUUAUGGUGCCCGCUCCAUCAAACAUGAGGUAGAGCGCCGAGUGGUGAACCAGCUGGCGGCAGCCUAUGAGCAGGACCUGCUGCCCGGGGGCUGUACUCUGCGCAUCACUGUGGAGGACUCAGACAAGCAGCUCCUCAAGAGCCCUGAUCUGCCCUCACCCCAGACAGAGAAGCGUCCACCCAAGCUGCGACUGGAGAUCAUCGAUAAGGACAGCAAGACCCACAAACUGGACAUCCGGGCACCACUCCACCCUGAGAAGGCCAGUGGAAGGCACCACUAGGCGACCUGACUCGUUCAUUAUCCUGCUCUACUCUGGGACUGGACAGGAGUAUCCAAUGACCAUGUAAGUUCCUAGAGCUCUCCUCCAGGAAACCAACAACCUAGACUCUGGGAAGCUACAGGGGGARAGAGUCAUAAAACCAUUCUUAAUUACCAAAACCAGGAAAUUAACCUUGCUACAGUACUUCUAACUGAUCUACAGACAUUUGAAUUUUGCCAGUUUUCCAUGCAGGUGCCCACAGAUUCUGCCUCACUUAGAGCUGUUGUCCCAGCUAAGUGAGCCUGGAAUAAACCUGCAGUUAAUUCAGUCUUCUGUUAGUCACUGAGCAGAUAGAUAGUCUGGACACCUUAUCCCUCAUGGAGGGCAUUCUACAGAUCUGCCAUGUUUCAACCCAGUUUGGCAGAAUGCAGCAAGGCCUGAUGCAUCCCUGGGCACCCCCUGCAGUAGCCACCACUGGUAACCAUUCCGUUCACCCUCCCCUGCUGCCUGGGGGCAGUCCUCCGCACGUUACUGUGGAGGACUCAGACAAGCUGCUCCUCGAGAGCCCUGAACUGCCAGCUUGUAGUGUUAGCUAGUUUCUUUCAGGAAGCAGAAAAUGGAGGCAAAAAUCAAAGUGCCUUGGGUGAUGGGAAAAUGACAUAGCAUGGUCUGAAGCUGUCAGAAACGAGGGCCCAGGCCCCAGCACAUGCUCUGGCAGUCACCAGCUAACCCCUUGGAGCCAUAUCUGCUGCUCCCUACCUCAGUGACUGCUAUUCUUUUGUUGUUUUUUACUUUUUGUUUUGAAAUAAUUUUAAACUUAUAGAAAGCUGCAAAAAUAGUAGAGUUCUCAUGCCUUUUACCUGUUUCUUCUAAUAUUAACAUCUCAUACUACAGUUACCAAAACUAGGAGAUUAACAUUGCUACAGUAUUACUGAUAGGCAGACAUUUGAAUUUUGAGAAUUUUCUCUCAGUGUCCUUUUUCUGUUCCAGGAUCCAAUCCAGGACAUCCCACAUGGCAUUUUAUUGUCAUGUUUCCUUCAUUUUCACCAACUGUGACAGUUCCUCCAUCCUCCUUAUUCUUUGACCUUGACACUUUUGAAGAGUCCUGGCCAGUUCUUUUGUAGAAUGUCCUUUGAUUUGGGUUUGCCUAAUAAUUUCACUUGAUUUCAUCAAGGAUCUACAUUUUUGGCAAGAUGCUCACAGAAACAAGGUUGUACCCACCUAGCAGCAGGUCGUAUUACUUUAAUUGUAAGGCUAUAGUGGUGUGUGAAUUUGCAGGCUGGAGCUGUAGCUCAGUGGUAGAGCUGCUUGCCCAGCAUGCAUGAGGACUUGGGUUAAAUUCCCAG